AUGACUGUCUGGCUAAUCUCUCUGAUGAGUAUUGAGGGACUACUUUUGACAGUGCCUGGCCUGAGUUUACAUAUUGAACCUGAAGAAGGCAGUCUUGCAGGGGGAACAUGGAUCACAGUCAUUUUUGAUGGUUUGGAGUUGGAGCUCCUUUAUCCCAGCAGUGGCUCCCAGCUGGAGAUAAACCUGGUGAAUGUGGUGGUGCCUGAGCUCCCAACCAUCCCCUGUGACAUUUCUCCUGUUUUCUUGGAUUUGCCUGUGGUGGUGUGCCAGACCAGAUCUCUGUUGUUAGAAGCACAUGAGGGAUUGUACUACCUGGAUGUGCACUCUGGGGACCAGGUGGUAAACAGCCUGAGCCCAGGACCAUGCGACGGCUGCACUUUCAAGUUUUCCAAGGCACAGACACCCGUUAUUUACCAAGUUAACCCACCAAGUGGAGUUCCAGGAAAACUACUACAUGUGUAUGGCUGGAUUAUCACUGGAAGAUUGGAAACCUUUGAUUUUGAUGCCGAGUACAUUGAUAGCCCACUGAUCUUGGAAGCUCAAGGAGACCAGUGGUUCACUCCUUGCUCUCUUGUAAACAGGCAGACAGCAAGUCGCUACUCUAUUCAGGAAGACCAUGGCCUUGGGACACUGAAGUGCCGCGUGGAAGGCAACUACAUUGGUUCCCAGAAUGUUAGCUUUUCAGUAUUUAAUAAAGGAAAGUCAAUAGUACACAAGGAUGCAUGGAUGAUCAGUGCCAAACAGGAACUUUUCCUGUACCAGACAUACUCAGAAAUACUAUCUGUGUUUCCAGAAACUGGGAGCCUUGGGGGAAGAACAGACAUCACAAUUACAGGAGAUUUCUUUGACAACCCUGCCCAAGUGACCAUUGCAGGCAUUCCAUGUGACAUUACACAUGUGUCUCCCAAGAAGAUGGAGUGCACCACGAGGUCUCCAGGAAAAGGAACAAGGCUCACUGCUCCUCAGGCAGGUAACCGAGGGCUUCUCUUUGAAGUUGGAGAUGCUGCUGAGGGCUUGGACCUGACUGAAGCCACCUCUGGGUAUAGGUGGCAGAUUGUCCCCAAUGCUAGUUCUCCAUCUGGAUUUUGGUCAAAGGAAGGAAAACCUUUCAGGGGUAAAGCUAACAUCUUGCUGAUGCCCACAGAAGAUACAAAAUUUGCCCUUUGGGCAUAUAAGAGAGCAAAGGCUGAACAGCAAAUGGAGGUGGCCUCAAUCAGGGUUGGCACUGCUGACUGGUUUGACUCCUGGGAGGAGAAUGGGAAUGAAGAGACCUGGCACCGGAAGAGCCCCAAGUUGGAGCUAUUAGGUGGAGUCAAGUACUACCUGGAAGCAGAGCAUCAUGGAAUAGGCCCCAGCAGGGGGCUAAGGAUUGGUGUCCAGAUCCACAACACCUGGCUGAAUCCCAAUGUGGUUAACACCUACCUCCGGGAGAAGCAUCAAAUCCGAGUCUGUGCCCAGAGGCUUCCUGAAAUACAGAUGCUGAAUGUAUCUGGCAGAGGGAACUUUUUCCUUACUUGGGACAAUACCUCUAGUCAGCCAAUCUCUACAAAUGCCACAGCCCAUCAGAUUCAAACAUCCAUAGAGGAGUUACUUGCAGUAAAAUGCAAACUGGAACCACUUUCGGCUAGCAUCCUUCUCCGGCUUGGAUUCGAACAAGGUCUACAAGGUUUCAGCUCUGAUGGGGAGCUCACCAGUGUGACAGAACCCUUCUGUGGAAGGUUCAGCCUCCGGCAGCCUGGACAGCUUGUCCUGACACCCCCAGCUGGCCAGAAGGGCUAUCGGCUAGACCAGUAUGCACAUCUGUGCUUUGCAUACAAAGGCUACAUAAAUGACAUCCUGAAGAUGAACUUGACCUUCACAAUUGAUUUUCAAAGCAUCGUGAAGAACAUCACCUGUGACUGGAGUCCCAUGGAGACCAGGCCUGAGAGCUGGCUGUUCACCUGUGCUGACCUCUGGGAGACUUGUAUGCAUCCUUCUGGGUAUCUGCAGCCUCUUCUGGUCAACACCUCAGUGUUGGUUCAUCGGAUAGUCCUCCUUCCUCAGGCUCAGGAGAUGGGCUCAUUCUAUGUGGAUGAAAUCAUUAUCACAGACACAAACCUAACAGUUUAUCAAGCUGACUCUGGAACAGCUCGCCCAGGGGGCAAUCUGGUGGAAUCACUCUCUGUGCUGGGGUCUCCUCCAGUCUACAAUGUGACCUUCUGGUCGACUGGGUGUGGCACGGAGCUCCCGCUCAUCACUGCAAGCUCUUUGCAGGAUGAAGGAACAGAUGAAGGCUCCGAAUUAGUCCAGGUGACAACACAGAGACUACAGAGGGCAAGUCCGCCUUUAGGAGGACGUUUUCGGAUUCAGCUUUCUAAUACAGUGAUAUCUGGCAUCCCCGUGCACAUUUCUGCUGACCAUCUUCGCAAACUCUUACAGAACAGUACUGAUGAUGUCACAUCUAGGUACCUCAAUGUCAGUGACUUGACGGUGAAGGAAGAUCAAAUUUCUUGCUAUGAACACGUGUGGACGCUCUCCUGGUCCACGCAGAUUGGGGAUUUGCCCAUUUUCAUCAGGGUCUCUGAUGAAAAUCUAACUGGAGUGAGCUCUGCUGUAACUACUCGUGUACUCUAUGAUGGUGGAGUUUUUCUUGGACCCAUAUUUGGAGACAUGUUGGUUACCACCAACCAGCGCACUCAGGUGGUUGUGCGAGUGAAUGAUAUACCAGCUCAUUGUUCAGGCUCUUGUUCUUUUCAGUACCUCCAAGGCUCAACUCCCCAGGUCCAUUCUGCAUGGUAUUCUCUUGACAAUGACAUCAACAUGCUGGUUUAUAUCACUGGAACUGGCUUCUCUGGUGACUCCCAGGCCUUUCAGAUUACGGUGAAUAAAACAAGUUGUGAAGUUAUUUUUUCAAACCUAACGUUUGUGGUUUGUCAGAUGGGCAUGCUAUCACUUGGAGCACAUCGGAUCUUGAUGUUGGUAAGACCCUCUGGCCUUGCCAUCAACACCAGUGGAGGAGGCCUCUUCUUACACGUGGAGCCUUUGCUGGAUACUGUAGAGCCUUCCAGAGCUUCAGAAAUUGGAGGUCUCUGGGCCACCAUUCAUGGUUCUGGUUUGGAAGGUGUUAGCCUGGUGUUAUUUGGAUCUCAGUCUUGUGCCAUUAAUGUCAACACAAGCAAUUCGCAAAGAAUUCAAUGUCAGGUUCCACCCAAGGUGAAAGAUGAAUCCGUUGUGAACGUGACUGUGAUCAGAGGGGACCAUUCUGCAGUUCUUCCCGCGGCAUUUACAUACACUGCCUCUUUAAACCCAACGAUCGUGUCUCUGAGCAGGAACAGAAGCAGCUUAGCAGGAGGUGAGACUCUUUUCAUUGGAAUGGUGCUGCUGGAGAACUACACGGAGUUGGAGGUGAAAGUGCACAUCCAGGACUCCUGGGCUCCACUUCAUGUGCACACGGCUCAGGGCCUGGAGGUGGUCCUGCCCCCUCUGCCUGCUGGCCUCCACAGAAUUUCAGUUUCCAUCAACGGAGUCAGCAUUCACUCACAAGGGAUUGAUCUCCACAUCCAGUACCUCACAGAAGUUUUCGCCAUAGAGCCUUGCUGUGGAUCCCUUCUGGGUGGAACCAUCCUCAGCAUUUCAGGAAUAGGGUUCAGCCAGGACCCAGCCUUGGUUUGGGUACUUGUGGGCAAUCAGUCUUGUGACAUCAUUAACUUGACAGAGACGAACAUCUGGUGUGAGACCUUGCCAGCCCCUCUGCUGCCUGGUACAGACAUCCUUGCCAUCCCAGCCUCCGUGCAGAUCUGGAUCGGCAACGUGUCCUUCCCUUCCAGACCAUCACCAGGCUUGAUGGAGAAGGACUUCACCUUCAUGUAUGAAGCAGCAGCAACACCUGUGGUUACCACUUUGAAAGCAGAAAUCAUGAAUAGCAGCCUGCAGCUCUAUGUGGAAGGAAAUAACAUUGCCAACUCAGCGAUUCUUCUGGGGAGUUUGCAUUGUGACCUUGGGGCACAAUCUUUCAGGAGCAACAUGAGCCUGUUGGGUUGUUCCUUUCCUCUUCGUGAUUUGGAGGCAGGCAUCUAUUCUCUCCAAGUCUGUCAGAAGCAGAUGGGAUUUGCUAAUAUGUCUGCAGUGCCACAGCAACUUGUGGUGCCACCUCAGAUAACGGCCAUUCUCCCAACACAAGGUUCUGCUUGUGGUGGAACAGUACUCACUGUGAAGGGCUUGGCGCUCAGCUCUAGAAGGAGGUCAGUUCAGGUUGGUCUCUCAAGCCCUUUUACUUGUACUGUUUUGGGCUUGAGUGACCAGACAGUCCUCUGCCAAGUUAACCUGCAGGGUGACCCCUGGCCUGGAGCUUCCUUCGUCCUGAACGUUACAGUCCUGGUCAACGGCCUAACCAGUGAGUGUCAUGGGAACUGCACUUUCUUCAUGCACGAAGAGACAACUCCCACUGUGGAUACCUUGACUACUAAUAUCAAUGGGUCCUUGACUGCUGUGCUGAUUAAGGGACAGAGGUUUGGCACCACGGCCCAUGAGCUGUUGGUGUUUGUGGAUAAUCAUAUCGCUUGCAAUGUAACUUUCUUUAAUGCAAGCCAGGUGGCAUGCCAGAUUGGUGAUCUGACCCCAGGUCUGCACUACCUGUCAGUGUUUCAUAAGAGAAAUGGGUAUGCUUGUUUGAGAAAUGUUUCCAGACACUUCUACAUUUUCCCUCAAGUGUUUCAGUACUUUCCUAAGACUUUCAGCUUACAUGGUGGGAGCCUCUUGACCAUGGAGGGCAUAGCUCUGAGAGGACAGAAUACCACAUCAGUCUACAUUGGCCAGCAGGCCUGCCUGUCAUUGAACAUCAGUGCUGAGCUCAUCCAGUGCAUUGUCCCUGCAGGCAAUGGCUCCGUUGCCCUGGAAAUAGAGGUAGAUGGACAUUUGUACCACGUGGGAGUCAUUGGUUAUAGCAAGGAUUUCACCCCAGAAUUGCUGUCUGUUUCUCAGACUGGUGAUGUCUUAACUUUUGUGGUGGCCCAGAUCACUGGAGCUGAGCAUAUUGACAUUUUUAUUGGGAUGUCACCCUGUGUGGGUGUUUCUGGGAACCACACUAUUGUCCAGUGCAGUGUCCCUUCCCUUCCUGCUGGGGAGUACCGAAUCAGAGGUUAUGACUGCAUGAGAGGGUGGGCUUCUUCUGUUCUGGUGUUCACGCCAAGAGUUACCAUUACUGCUGUGACUGAGAACUUUGGCUGCCUGAGUGGAAGGCUUGUGCAUGUGGUUGGAGCAGGAUUUUCUCCAGGGAACAUCUCAGCUGCUGUGUGUGGUGCUCCCUGCCAAGUCCUGGAUAAUGCUACAGUGUCUGCCUUCAGCUGCCUGGUUCUGCCAUUGGAUGUGUCCUUGGCUUUCCUGUGUGGCAUGAAGGCUGAGGAGGAGAACUGUGAAGCCUCCAGCCACACCUAUGUGCAGUGUGAUUUGACUGUUGCUGUAGGGACAGAGAGACUGCCCAAGUCAUGGCCUUAUCUCUACAUUUGUGAAGAAUGUUCUCAAUUCCUCUUUGAACUAGAUCGUUGGAUUGAGUCAUCUUUUCCAUCAUUUUCGGGCCUCUUCAUCAGCCCUAAAGUAGAAAGAGAUGAAGUUCUCAUCUAUAAUAGUUCCUGUAACAUUACCAUGGAAACUGAGGCAGAGAUGGAGUGUGAGACGCCUAAUCAGCCAAUUACCGCCAAGAUUACUGAGAUAUGGAAAAGCUGGGGCCAGAACACUCAGGGCAACUUUUCCUUUCAGUUCUGUCGGAGAUGGUCCAGGGCUCACAGCUGGUUUCCUGAAAGCGUGCCACAAGAUGGCGACAACGUCACGGUGGAGAGUGGCCACUUGCUACUGCUUGACACCAACACAAGCGUCCUCAACUUACUGCAUGUUAAAGGAGGCAAGCUGCUUUUCAUGGAUCCAGGACCCAUUGAGCUCAGGGCCCAUUCCAUCCUUGUGUCUGACGGUGGAGAGCUCCGCAUUGGAUCUGAGGACAAACCCUUCCAAGGCAAAGCUUGGAUCAAACUCUAUGGGAGUGCCCACUCUACCCCCUUCUUUCCAUAUGGAGUCAAGUUCCUAGCUGUGAGGAAUGGAACUCUUUCCCUACAUGGUCCACGACCAGAAGUAAUUGUCACCCAUCUUCGGGCAGCCGCCCAUGCCCAUGACACAGUGCUGGCUCUGGAAGAUGCUGUGGACUGGCACCCUGGUGAUGAAGUUGUCAUCAUCAGUGGAGUAGGUGUCAAAGGUGCCAAACUGAUAGAAGAGAUUGUCAUUGUGGAAACUGUGCACAAUACAGACCUCCAUCUUCGGUCACCCUUGAGAUAUUCUUAUGAGUACACAGAGAAUUGGGUGGCUGGAGAGCACCUUGUUUUCAAGGCCACAGUGGCCUUGCUCACCAGAAGUAUUACCUUUCAAGGAAAUGUCACCGAUGAGAGGAUGAGGCACCUUGCUUCAUGUCAGGAGGCCAGUGCUUCAGAAGGUAAUUCACAAGGCUGUUUAUAUUCCAAGAGUGAGAAGAUGCUAGGAUCCAGGGACCUGGGUGCCAGAGUCAUCAUCCAGUCUUUCCCAGAGGAACCCAGCCAGGUUCAGCUGAAGGGAGUGCAGUUCCGGGACCUGGGGCAACCCUUCCAGAAGCAUUUGAGCUCACUGACUUUGGUGGGAGCUAUGAGAGAUUCCUACAUACAGGGCUGCUCAGUAUGGAACUCCUUCAGUAGAGGCCUCAGCAUGUCCAGGACCAUGGACCUGGAAGUGGACAGCAAUGUGUUCUACAAAAUUUUCGGCCAUGCACUGUUGGUGGGAACAUACGUGGAGAUGAGAUACUUCUCUUGGGAGACAAUUCUUAGGAGAGAAAAUGACAGGUCAGAACAAGGAAAUAUAAUAAGAAACAAUAUGAUCAUCAGUGUUUCUGGGGCUGAAGGACUCUCCAUUCCUGAAAUGUUGACACCAUCUGGUAUCUAUAUUCGCAAUCCCACCAAUAUUGUGGAGGGGAACAGAGUAUAUGCUGCUGGUAUUGGCUACUUUUUUCAUCUUGUGACCAGCAAAACAUCGCAAGCUCCACUUCUCUCCUUUACCCAGAACAUGGCACAUUCUUGUACAAGGUAUGGUCUCUUUGUAUACCCUAAAUUUCAGCCACCAUGGGAUAAUGACACUGGCCCCACCAGGUUCCAAAACUUUACUGUUUGGGGAAGUGCAGGUGGUACCCAGAUUUUUAGAAGUAGCAAUCUCCACCUGAAAAACUUCCAAGUUUAUUCAUGCAGAGAUUUUGGAAUUGACAUAUUGGAAAGUGAUGCAAACACUUCAGUUACUGACAGCUUAUUACUUGGUCAUUUUGGCCACAAGAGAAGCCUGUGUAUGUCAGCGGGGAUAAAAACUCCCAAAAGAUACGAGCUGAUGGUAUCAAACACAACCUUCAUUAAUUUUGAUCUCACCAACUGUGUGGCCUUCAGGACCUGUUCAGGCUGUUGCCGAGGACAAGGUGGAUUUUCUGUGAAGACCAAACAGUUAAAAUUUGAAAAUUCUCCAAACUUGGUAGCAUUUCCAUUUCCUCAUGCAGCAAUUUUGGAAGACUUGGAUGGGUCUCUGUCUGGGAAAAAUAGAAGUCAUGUUCUUGCUGCUAUGGAAACUCUCCCAGCUUCUUGUUUGGUCAAUACAAGCUUUAGUCAGAUGGUCCAAGGCAGUGUCUGCAGGGAAGAUGUGCUCUUUCAUCGUAUGUCUAUUGGCUUAACUCAUGCUCCAGAUGUUACUUAUAAUUUAACUAUGACUGACAGCAGAAAUAAGACAGUCACUGUCAAUUAUGUAUCUGACACAUUGUCAAACUCGCAUGGCUGGAUGGCUCUGCUCUUGGAUCAAGAGACCUACACCUUGCGAUUAGAGACGCCUUGGAUCAACCGAUCUCUGCAGUACUCUGCGACAUUUGAUAACUUUGCUCCUGGGAAUCACCUCCUGCUGGUGCACACAGAUGUGCUGCCUUACCCUGACAUCCUCAUAAGAUGUGGGAGUCAGGUGGGCCAGCCUCUUUCUUCUCUUCCAUCACCUGGUCAGGACCAAAGCUGUGACUGGUUCUUCAGUAGUCGUUUGAGGCAACUCACCUAUCUGGUCUCAGGUGAAGGCCAAGUUCAAGUGACUCUCCAGGUGAAAGAAGGUGUGGUCCCAACUGUUUCAGCUUCUUCUUCUACACCAGACUCCACUUUAAAAUGGUCCCUGCCUGAAACCUGGCAAGGUGUUACAGAGGGCUGGGGAGGACACAAUGACACCAUCCCAGGCCCUGGGGAUGAUGUCUUGAUUUUGCCCAACAGGACUAUCCUUGUAGAUACAGAUCUUCCACUCCUCAGAAGCCUCUAUGUGAUGGGGACUUUAGAAUUCCCUGUGGACACAAGCAAUGUUCUGAGCGUGGCAUGCAUCGUCAUUGCAGGCGGGGAACUGAAUGUUGGUACUUUAGACAAUCCGUUAAAAAAAGAACAAAAGCUUCUGAUCCUCCUUCGGGCUUCAGAGGGAGUCUUUUGUGACCGUCUCAAUGGAAUUCAGGUUGACCCAGGAACAAUUGGGGUUUAUGGAAAAGUUCAGCUUCACAGUGCUUAUCCUAAGAAAUCUUGGACACAUCUUGGAGCUGAUAUUGCCUCAGGAAAUGAGAGAAUUAUAGUGCAGGAUACAGUGGAUUGGCGGCCCCAUGACAAAAUCAUUCUUAGCUCCUCCUCUUAUGAGCCUCAUGAAGCAGAGGUCCUCACUGUGAAAGAAGUCAGAGACCACCACAUUAGGAUCCAAGGACAUCUCAAACACCGGCAUAUUGGAAGUGUACACAUUGUGGAAGAUGGCCAAUACAUUCAUUUGGCUGCUGAGGUUGGGCUUUUGACCCGAAAUAUACAGAUCCAGUGUGAUACACCAUGUAGGGGGAGAAUACUUGUGGGCCCCUUUAGGAAGCCAGGCAGAGAAGAAUUUUCAGGUGUCCUUCAACUUUUAAAUGUGGAAAUUCAGAACUUUGGAUCACCACAGUAUUCAUCCAUUGAAUUCACUAACGUGUCAGUAGGAUCCUGGAUAAUAUCUUCUACGAUACACAAGAGCUGCGGUGUGGGCAUUCAUGCAGCUGCCAGCCAUGGCAUCAUUUUGAAUGACAGCAUAGUAUUUGGGACAGCAGGCCAUGGCAUUGAUUUGGAGGGUGAGGCUUAUUCUCUCACUAAUAACCUUGUGGUUCUGACAAUGCAAUCAGCAUGGUCCACCUCUUGGGUGGCAGGAAUCAAAGUGAACCAGGCAAAAUAUGUCAACCUCCGUGGCAAUGUUGUUGCAGGCUCUGAGAGACUUGGCUUUCACAUCCGAGGCCAUAGUUGUUCCCUUACUGAAGCACUUUGGUCUGACAAUGUGGCCCACUCAAGCCUUCAUGGCCUUCACCUCUAUAAGGAAGAUGGACUAGACAACUGUACAAGAAUUUCUGGCUUCCUGGCUUUCAAGAACUUUGAUUAUGGUGCCAUGCUACAUGUAGAGAAUAGUGUGGAGAUAGAGAACAUCACUCUGGUAGACAAUGCUGUUGGUCUUUUGGCAGUAGUGCAUAUGUCAUCUGCUCCACAGAUCUCCAUCAGAAAUGUACAGAUUGUGCUUAGGAAUUCAGUCAUUGUGGCCACUAGCUCCUCUUUUGACUGCAUUCAGGACAGAGUUAAACCUCACUCAGCCAACUUGACAUCAAGAGAUCGUGCUCCUUCCAAUCCACGUGGGGGUCGAGUUGGUAUUCUGUGGCCUGGAUUCACCUCAGAACCAAACCAGUGGCCUCGAGAACCAUGGCACAGAGUGAGGAAUAGCCAUUCAAUUCCAGGAAUCAUGAAACUUCAAGGUGUCACCUUUUCUAGUUUUGUAAAGAGUUGCUAUAGUGAUGACAUGGAUGUCUGCAUUCUGGCAAACGCAGAGAACACUGGAAUCAUGUACCCAGUCACGGCAGAGAGGACAAGAAUGCUAGACAUCAAAAAUAAAAACAAGUUCUUCUUUCCUUCAUUACAACCCAGGAUAGAUUUAGGAACAGUGGUCUGCCCUGAAUUGGAUUGUGAAAGUCCAAGAAAGUAUCUCUUCAAGGAUCUGGAUGGGAGAGCCCUGGAUCUGCCUCCACCAGUUUCUGUAUUUUCUAAAACAGAGGCAGAGUGGACUGGAUUGUUCUUCAACACAGGUACAUUUAGAGAAGAACCGAAAUGCACAUACCAAUCACUGAUGCAAGGCUACAUCUGCAAACAGACUGACCAGGUGGUUUUAAUUCUUGACAAUGCUGAUGCCACUUGGGUGAUCAAAAAAUUAUAUCCAGUUGUAUCUGUCACUGGUGGUUUUGUGGAUACCUUUAGUAGUAUGAAUGCCCAUACUGUCUGCUCUACCUCAGAGUCUGUAUCUACUUUCUAUUCCAUUUUACCUACCAGGCAAAUCACCAAGGUCUGCUUUGCGGGUGAGACUCCUCAAGUUUUGCGUUUUUCCCUUUUAGGGAAUGAAAGCACCUCCAAACUUCUACUAGCUAUAUUCUAUCAUGAACUCCAGAGACCCCUUGUCUUUAUAAGAGAAAGUUUCAUUCCGCCUACUCUGGUUCAGUCAACUUCUUCACUGCUGGAUGAGUCUGUUGGUGCUAACCACUUCACCAUCAUGGAUAACCUCUUCUAUGUUGUCCUACAAGGAAAGGAGCCUAUUGAAAUACGCUCAAGUGUUUCCAUUCAUUUGGCUUUCACUGUGAUCUUUUCAGUCCUGGAAAAAGGCUGGGAAACAGUGAUCCUUAAAAGACUAACUGACUUCUUACGGGUUGGCCAAGACCAAAUCAGAAUCAUUCAUGAGAUGCCUGGCAAUGAAGGGACCAUAAGGGCCAUAUCUGAUAAUAGGGCAAAAAGAAGACGCAAUUGCCCAACUGUGGCUUGUGCCACUCAUUAUAGAAGAUUUGGUCAACGCAGACCUCUCAUGAUAGAUAUGAGCUCAUAUAGCAUCCCAUCACCAACAACUAUGAAGACUAUCUCAAGGGUGCUGGUCAUUGAAAUUGGUGAUUUGCCAACAGAAAGAAACACAGAACUGAUUCCACCUCUAUCAAGUAACAUAUUACAGAAAUUGGCUUACCAGGUUAUUACUGCUCAACAGACGGGGUUGCUAGAGAAUGUCCUGAAUGUGACUGUUGGGACCUUAAUGGUGACUCAGUCAAAGGGAGUCAUUGGCUAUGGAAAUACAAGCAGUGUCAAAACUGAGAACUUGAUAUAUAUGCGACCCUAUGCUCUUUCAGUCCUAGUCCAGCCUUCGGAUGGAGAAGUAGGAAAAGAGCUUCCCACACAACCACAACUUGUUUUUCUGGAUGAGCAGAAUCGAAGAGUGGAGUCCUUGGGGACCCCCUCAGAGCCUUGGACCAUUUCAGUUUUCCUGGAAGGGACAUCAGAUUCAGUUCUGAAAGGGUGUACCCUGGCAGAAACUCAAGAUGGUUAUGUGAACUUCUUCAAUUUGGCUGUUUUGAUCUCUGGGUCAAACUGGCACUUAAUUUUUACUGUCACUUCCCCGCCAGGAGUCAAUCUAACAGCUCGAUCCAGGUCAUUUGCUAUCUUGCCUGUGGCCAGGUCUGAGAGGUCCACCAUCAUCCUGGCUGCUUUGGUUUGCUCAGCAGUCUCGUGGUUGGCUCUGUGCUGUCUGGUGUGCUGUUGGCUUCGGAAAAGCAAAAGCAGAAAAACAAAAAUUGAAGAGAUUUCUGAAUCCCACACUAACGAUCAAAGGACUCAUAUUCACGUCUCAUCCAAACAGCAAGAAUCACAAGUAGAAACUGAUAAAGAAGGCUCUGUAAUGGGAGAAGCUAUGAGGAUGAAGGUCAUACUGAGCAAACCGAACCAGCUCCCCCACCAGUCACUGAAUGGAGUGUCCAGAAGGAAGGUUAGCCGCCAUGCUGCCAGGAGGGAGGAUGGUAGCCGAGAAGAGGCCACAAUGUCUGCUCCCAGUAUUGCCAGCAUCACAUCCCAAGGGCACAUCUGCCCUCCAGGCACUCCCGCUCUGCAGUUGUACCUGCAGGAGACCGGGAAGUGGAAGGAGGCCCAAGAGCAGUUGCUGAGAUACCAGCUUGCAGGACAAGAUCAGCGACUGAUGCUCUGCUCAGACUUGAGACAAGAGAGACAGCAAAUGCAGGGUCAAAGUUGGCUGAGUAAGGACAAUGGCAGCUUGGGACUUUCCCAAGAGAAGAAAUCCUCCUGUAGUGCCACUGAGGCAUUCUGCCUUCAUUCAGUACAUUCAAAGACUAUUCAGGAACAGCUAUGA
Molecule: messenger RNA, 12207 nt
Organism: Orycteropus afer afer
Lineage: Eukaryota; Metazoa; Chordata; Mammalia; Tubulidentata; Orycteropodidae
Gene: PKHD1
Product: PKHD1 ciliary IPT domain containing fibrocystin/polyductin
Exons: 66
Coding region: 1-12207 (4068 amino acids)
Source: RefSeq, a predicted model, not a curated record